Molecule: messenger RNA, 1471 nt
Organism: Phalaenopsis equestris
Lineage: Eukaryota; Viridiplantae; Streptophyta; Magnoliopsida; Asparagales; Orchidaceae
Product: probable receptor-like protein kinase At1g80640
Exons: 10
Coding region: 39-1421 (460 amino acids)
Biological process (GO): protein phosphorylation
Molecular function (GO): protein kinase activity; ATP binding
Source: RefSeq, a predicted model, not a curated record
UUUUCGAAUACUUUGAUUGUUCCCACAUAUUGGAAGGCAUGAUGCGGCAGCCCAUGCCAUCUCCUUCAAUCCAGCACUUCUGUUUAUCUUAUGUCUUGUUCACUCUUCUUCCAUCUCCCACCAAUGGCAGAGCACACUCUUGGCUUUCCCCUUCCCCCGCUCCACUCCUAUCCCCUCUGCUUAAUCCCGUUUCUGCACCUCCCGUUCUUAUCGCACCUUCCCCGACAGCAACGAAGGUAAUUGUUGUGGUUCAGCACCACCAUUCGACCAGAGAACUGAUCAUCUCCAUCUCACUCUCAUCCGUUGCCGUUUUAGUUAUUGCUCUAUUUAUCAUUCUCCUCUUGGUUACUUGGCAAAGGCAGAAACUGGUUCGAAGCUUCAAAGACACUCAAAACUAUGAUUAUGCUACUAAAGGUCUUCAUUCGGAUCCAACAUUUAGCAAGCUCAAUUCAUUAAAGAUGGUGGACAAGAAAACAUUGGUUGCAAGGAUCGAGUACUCAUCCUUAAAGUCAGCCACCAAUAAUUUUGAUGAGAAAUAUAUUUUGGAAGAAGGGAGAUUUGGGUGUGUUUAUGAAUCUUGCCUUGAUGGAGUUCCUGCAGCAAUAAUGAAGUUAGAUGGAUAUGGGCGGGAUCAAUGGAGAAUAUUUGAUAAUGAAUUGGAUUUGUUGGGAAGAAUCAGACACCCAAAUGUCAUCUCACUUUUGGGUUAUUGUGUGCAUGGGGAGACCAGAUUUCUAGUCUAUGGCUUGCUGAACAAUGGUUCUGUACAAACAAUACUGCAUGGAUCAUCUCAUGGAUCAGCUUUAACUUGGCAUUUGCGAAUGAAAAUUGCACUUGACACAGCAAGAGGGUUAGAAUAUCUUCAUGAGCACUGCUACCCUCCUGUGAUUCAUGGAGAUUUGAAACCAUCUAACAUUCUUCUUGAUUUGGACUACAAUGCCAAGAUUUCAGGUUUUGGCCUUGCUGUUACUGAUGCUGACCAAAAUAAGCGUAUGGCCAAAUCUUUUGGAAAGCUAGAUUAUGCCACUCCAGAGUAUAUUUUAGAUGGCAAGCUUAGUGAGAAAAGUGAUGUGUAUGCUUUCGGAGUAGUUCUGCUGGAGCUGCUGAUUGGAAGGAAGACUUUUGAAAAAAUUGCAACAUCUCAAUGCCAAUCUCUUGUGACUUGGGCCACGCCGCUGCUGACAGACAGGUUGAAACUGCCACUUAUUGUAGAUCCAGUUAUUAGGCAUACAAUGGACCUAAAACAUCUAUACCAAGUUGCUGCUGUAGCUGUGCUGUGUGUCCAACCUGAUCCAAGCUACCGGCCUCUGAUUACUGAUGUGUUCCACUCUCUAAUACCACUGGUGCCAGUUGAGCUUGGAGGCACACUUCGGCUUUCCGACAGGCUGCCCAACCCAAACCAAAUAUCCUAUGCAUAUUAAUUAUAAAAGCUUUGUUCAAACUUAACAAAUUUUUAAUGAAAAUUCUGGUU